This is a messenger RNA of Spirodela intermedia, 16656 nucleotides long. The record is from the annotation of a GenBank genome assembly. NCBI's taxonomy places the organism in Eukaryota, Viridiplantae, Streptophyta, Magnoliopsida, Alismatales, Araceae.
AUGCCAAAUAUUGUGCAAGCACGUAAGUCGAUUCUCAAGAACUCCAGAUCGUCUAGUCUGUGUGCACCUUGCAGUCUUAAUGAGGAAGGAGGGCCUUGUGACGUUAAUAAUAUGUGGAAAAAUUGUGAUGUUGUGGUUUCUUCUCAACAUGUAAUUGCCUUUUUUUAUUGUUUCUGAUCAGUUAUUCAUGUAUGCUGGUGUAUUUUCAUUGUGACUGUUAUCACUGGGUGAUGAAAACACUUGAUGACCAACAUGUCAGGCUUGCCAAAAAAAUUAUUUGUUACCUAGAGCUCAAUCUUUGUGACUUUUAUUUUACAAAAAACUAAUAUUGUAACAUUUAUUACGUUCCUUCAUGUUAUUGAGCUUGUGUUUUGUUUUAAAUUCUGACCGGAGUUCACAUGCAAUUACUCUUAAUAUUUUGUCCUUGAUUAAAGUUUUCAUCUGGAAAUUGUGUUUGAAUUUUAUUUUCUCUGUUCUAGUAAAUUCUAUUUUGACAAUAAAUGGACAUUUCUAAAUUCAGCAGACUGGGUGUUCUCUUACAAUGUUGUAGAAAGACUUUGGGAUGGUUUGGUGUUUUUGUGUGCUUUAUAUUUCUUAAAUAAGCCUCUAGGUUCGCAUGAUAAAUUACAACUCUUUAUUUGAACGUUACGACCUACUGCCCAGAUUGGCAGCAAAGUUUUUUAUUUUAGGUUACAAUUUCAAGCACAUUGUUGAAUUAAGUGUCAAUCUUCUUGCUAUGCUUUCUUCAGUUGAUUUAGUUUACGGAAAGGUAUCUUUCUAGAAUUACUUUAACCAGGAUCGUAAACCUAGCUGAAUCCCAAAUGAAAAUCCCCUGUAAUCGCUUCAGAGUUAAGUGACGUGCUUCCAUAAUCUCAACGCUCUAUUAUUGCAGUUUGUUUUCCCCAGAACUUUAAUUCUGUGAACUAGGAAACUCCAUCUAAUGUUCUUUCUUAUGUUUACCCUGACUAUCUUAACUUCUUGUUCACUGUUAAUUCCAUAAUUUCCACGGCAAGUUUUUGAUUUAAUCUGCAGAGUUCUCUUUCCCCUUCUACUAUCACGGUCAUUUUUAUUUUAACCCCAAUUUUCAUAAUAUAUUUACCCUUGAAAUGCACCCUUGUCUGAUGCACAUAAUUGAGCAUUCCGACGAAAGAAAGCUGUAGAAGAUGUAAAAAAAUGUUAAGAAUGACAUAAAGCUUGCAUCAAUUGUAGUUUCAUUGCUAUUUUAACUUGAUUUACAUACUUGCCCAGUCAUAUUCUUGUGACUUGAAUUUUUACCUUGAAUCCAAACACAGGGAUAGAUGAUCCUGCAUUACCUUGAAUUUUACCUUCUUUCAUAGGGUUGUAUGCAUAUACAUCUGCUCAAAGAUUAACCUAGAUAUUUUGGUUUAGAAUGCAGAGUAUGACAUUCUUUUAACUCAGGGUGUGGAUACCCAGAAUCCGUAUUUCAGCCAGUCACUUGUGACUCUAGGCAAAUGGUCAAUUUCCGACUAGGCAGUAGUUACGUGGUCCUAUAUUCUUAGAAACAUUAGGGGAUCACUGGAUCACCACUUACUUGCAAUAGCAGAACCUUCAUCAUAGCCAUUUACAUUGGCAAGGAUUCCUUUUGGGUUGUUUGUAAGUACUUUUGUGGUUCUUCUUCAUUCAAACUAAGGCUUAGAGAGGUUGGUGAAUCAAGUGUAACUGGCUGAACUUGAUGUGGUCUGGGCGAUCCCAGGAUGGCUACUUCAGGUCUGUCCAGGUUUUAAAUUUCCAGGUUUCAUGUGUCUAACAGAAAUCUCAUGUAGCAAAUUGUGACUCAAUUCUUCCUUCUCAUCGGGGUAGGGGGAGAAAAGGGAAAAAUGUGAGGUCAUUUGGUGGUCAGGAACUAUUCCAAAGAGUAAGGCUGCCAUUCCCGAAGAUUUUAGCAACGACCAUUAAUGCCUUAUGCUUGUCUUGCUGCUUAUCAGCUUUUAUCAUUCGAGCAUAAUUUACUAACAACGAGUUAUAUUUAAUAUUAUAAAUAUUUACUAUAAUGUUUAUUCUAUUGUUGUCACUCCCGCUAAUUUCGAUUUUACGACUGUCGUCCUUCCACUGCCAAGUCAGAAAAAGAUUCAUUUUACAUUUUAAAAAAUGUAUGAAAUGUUUGACUUGCAAGUGCUGUAUUCCAGGAAAAAAAUGCCAAAGGCCUUUUGGGAUACUUUCUCUCUAUAAUUCUUAAAAUGGCAUACCUCAAUAGUGCGUACAAACUAUUGAAAGGCGUCUUGACUUUAUCACAACAUGCUCCACAUAUUUUUGUUUCUGGGAUCUUCCCUUUUGCAUGUAUAUCCAAUUCGGUGAGCAAGCCAACGCCUCUUAAUUUGGAUGUAUCACUGCCAUCAUUUGAAGACAUCAAAUGGAUGUUAUCUCGCUUCUACUAUCUUUUCAAUAUCCAACUUGAAAGGAAUAUCGGCUUGUAAGUGGAUUUUUUUUACGUAAUUCCAAAAUAAUUAUUUGCUUUAUUCAUUUAUUUUAGUCAAAGGUGUUAUUUUACUAUUUGGUUGUGCUAUUUUUUCUUUCCCUUUAUAUUUCUUGGAACAUGUUUUGUUGAUAUUAUUCAGCUUUGAUUGACUCAUAUAGUCUAACUAAAUUUUAUGAAUUACAAAGUCGUGAUCCACAUGGGUUUUCUGAGUCAGUACAAGAGUUCACCGCCUAAUCUUGGGAUUUAGAUCUGGAGGUUGUUUGGCUCGAAUCAGUGAAGACUUGGUGUCAUAUCACACGUUUAAAGUUGUUUGAAUGGAAGUGCUUCUAGUCAUAUCAGCCGUCUUGGAUCAUUUUGGAAAGGACAAAUGAUUAUUUUUUGCUUAUGAAUGUAUCAAAUCUUACUUUCAUUGUCCACUGGUUCAUCGUUAUGCACAUUAAGUGACCAAUAUCCAUUUGUCUAAAAUUAUCUGGUCAGAGUUUGUGGUGGUAGUACUCUCUACAUUGUCAUACCAGCAUUCUCUACAUCAAUUUUGAAAGCUUUCAGGUCAUUAGGUCUACAUCCUGCGACAACCAGGGGAACAUCAUCACCUUACGUACUUUCAUUUAGAGUAUUCAUCAUCUUCUGCAGCAGGAUAAUCAUCAAAUACACAGAAUUUUUGGUCCUUUUUUGUGGGGGACUUGGUGCUGCUUUGGAGUAUUAUCAUCAUCAUCAGCAGCAGUAGCAGGAUCAUCAUCAGAUACACAUAUAGAACUUUUGGUUUUUUUUUGUGAGGCACUUGGUGUUGCUCAGUCUCCAUUCUUUGUAUCAUCUUUGAGAUACUUAUAGAGGCAUCCAUAUGAAGAUUUCCCUUCGUAAAAAAACUGGAGAUGACUUGCUGACUCUGAUGGUGACGAGUAACAAAUGAUACACCUUGUUGUGUUAAAAUAAAUUUUUACUUCAAAUUUCUUUUACUUAUGGUUACUGUUCUAUUAUAUUGUCACAAUAAAAGAAAUAGUGACGAAAAACUCAGCAAUACUUUCCUUUAGAAUGCAUAGGCAAUGAUGUUAUGAACUUGAUAAUUGGGGGAUGUGGCUCAGCACUUUUUCUGUUCCCGUUCUCACUAAAAUUAAGCAUCCAAUCACGUAAUUUAGUGUCUUCUCACCAGGAAGUCACUAGUAUUUCUGAUAUACCCGACUGAUCUCUCCUGCCCUCACAGUUCUUUAAAUCUUGAGAACUAAUGGACUCUAAGGCCCUUGAAUCUUGCUUGGAUGUCAGCUGUCUAACAAGUGCUGCCAGUUCAUCUGGGAUUUUGCAGUGUUAGUUCUUGAGUUGAGGGUUUGGCUUGGUUUAGGUUCAUAAAAGUAGUUAAAUCGCCUAGAUUGGUUCUCUCUUUAGUUGAAUCCUUUGUCAGAUGAAAAGAUAAUAGAUUUGAGCUGCCUUUAUAGUUACAUCGUUUGAAUUUAAAUUGCACGAAUGAGAGGAGUUAAGAAUGUCGUAUCUCAUUUCUUGGUCAAUUUUACUUUCUUUGAUUAAAAUAUUGUAACCUUUUGUUUUGUGCCUUUAAUACCUGUUGGUUGCUUGAAAGGUUUGCUGGAUUAUGUUUACACUUGUCUGUAUAAUAAUUAAUAUUGAGUUACACAUUUGAAAUUUGUCCGCCAUCUUUUUGAACAUAAUGAUUUAAGUAGGGCGUCCCAAGACUCAGUACUGAUUAGUCAUGUUUGUGUUUCUAUGUACCAUGCAGAUUUCUUAUUGUAUUAUUUGCUGCCUGUUUCUCAUUCGUCAUCAUGGGAGGCUUCCUGUUCUACAGAUACAGGUGCACCACAAGAAUUGUAUAUUUUCCAUUUACUAUUAGACAUCGUGCACAAUAUACAGUUAUGCUCCGAAAGAAAACUCCUUUUUAAAUGCUUUCUUUGGUAUAUGAGAUCGAUUCAAUUAAACUCAAUUAAUAAAUGCAACUGAAGGAAAGGAUCAAUGAUUAGCACAAGAUCAACAACUUAUGUUCUCACCAUCACCUAAAAUUUUGUUAGAGCAAUGGGGAUUGGGAGAGGUGGCAUGAAUAGGGAUCAAUUACAUUACAAUCUGUUAGAAGUAUUUUUGGGCAAACAGCAGCAAUUUCAUGAUGAACGUUGUGUUUGACUGUUUUGCAUGUUAUCCUAUUCAGAGGUAUUAGCUGUUCAAGAUCACGUUAGGAUUUAGUGGAAAAAACCAAGCAGGUACCUGUGCUUGGUUUUUUAGUAGUACGAGAGGAGGUGUUUACAUGUGCUUCAUGGCUAAUAGAAAAACUUUAUAUGUGAUAAAUAUAUACUAUAUCAAUGUGGUGUGUACCAUAGGAAUAACCCAAAAUACCCAAAGUGACAAAAUCGCGUUCUUGCUAAAAAGAAAAAGUCUCUUCCUCUCUUUCACCAGAUUCUUCCAGCUGAAGAGCAUUGGCUUUAAAAAUAUGUACACUCCGUUUAUUCUGUAUGGUGUGAAGGGUCAUGAGUUCCGCCACAUCAAAUGUAUUUAAAUUAAAUGGGAGUGAAGUUUCCGGACCUAACUUGCCACCUAAUGCCAAGUAGCUCUAUAUAAAAUAGAUGAAUUAACCUGACUGAAAAUUUUCUUCCUUUCUGCUCUUUCCAAAGCUACGUAUUCUGUAAAUGCUUCCAUUUCCGUUUUUCUGCAUCAUUGUCAUAAUUUAUCUUGAGUUCAGUGUGUACUUGUCAUUUUGAUGUUGUCAUAGUUGCACAAUUUAAUAGUCCUCGCAUAUAUAGGAACAGGAGAGUAAAUCCUUGUCUUUCUGCUCUUUGCAACAUUCUACUCACCAACCUAGUCGCUGGACUUACACGCGAGGGGAUGAUGAUUCACCUUACCUGAGACCUCCCUCCCCUAAGAAUGCAUAUUGGAGAUCUCUUAAUUACCAUAGCAACAAACCUGGUGGUGAUUAGAAUUGUCCGAAUCCUCAGAUCUAUCUGUUGUCAAAAUCCAUUUAAUAAAUUAUAGAGAAAAGACAGUUUCAACUCACUCUGCUACAAGUCUACUUACAAUCCAGCUUGAAAAUGGAGCAUCUGCUUUUAUAGGAAUUCUCGGAAUGAAUGUAGUCAUGUAGAACGCUUUCUCGAACUUGCAUGCAUGUGGAUAUCUGAUUCCUAAUAUUCAAUUUGUUAACCAUGCUCUCUUUCUCGUGAUUCUAGAUGCCAUUUGGUAGGGUAUAAAGCCUACUUGCCCUUAAACCUAUUUGGUUUUUCCUCCAGAAUCAACUCCAAGAAAGUUUUGUCACGAUUCUCAGAUGUGUCCCAUAAAGAACUCCAUUGUCCCAGGCAAAUGGUGCAUAAUGAAGCCUCAUGAGCCUUGUAACGAAACCUCAUCCUGUGCAAGAAAAAAGCCUUAUUCAGGAGCUGGAAAUAGACAAGAGCAGUGUGUGUAACAUUAAUUCCCUUUUCCUUCUGCUUAACUCAUCUUAGAUGACUUGGGGAGAGUUCAGAGUCCACAUAAAAAGCUUUGUGGCUCUUGGAUGUUUGUAACAGUGGUAUCUGUUUUCUUCCUAAAACGUGUGAAUUACAGCCAUAUCAACAAAUCAAGUUCUACUCCAACUGAUACUCGGUGUCACCAGGAUAAAAUAUUUUUCUUUCGUUAUUUUUUAUCUGCUGCAUUCAUAUCCUCUUUGGAGGUGCCAAUAUUUAACAAGCUCUUUCAUUACCAAUUUAGGAAAAAGCAACAAUCUCUGGAAGACUGUUUCUGGGAUGCAUGGGCUUGCCUUUGCUCAUCUUCUACUCAUUUAAGAGUAUGACAUUUCUUCAAAUACAGGUUCUCUGGUUUUUAGCUUAUAUGUGGUGAAAUUGAGGUCUUUGACAUUUGUGUUUUUAUACCAGCAAAAAACGCGUUUUGAACGUAUUAUCGGCCUUAUCCUUGCUGUAUGGGGAAUAUUAUUUUAUUCCCGUUUGUUGAGUACAAUGACUGAACAAUUUAGAGUGAGUCUUUCCUUAAAAUUUUGGGAACUAUCCUUUAAUUAUAUUGGAAGAAUGCUUUCUAUCUAACGACUGUCUUCCACAGUACAAUAUGGAAAAGAUCAGGGAAGGUGCUCAAAUGCAAGUUAUGGAGAGUGAUCAUAUUAUUAUUUGUGGUAUAAAUAGUCACCUGCCUUAUAUACUCAAGCAACUAAAUAAGCAUCACGAGUCUGCUAUUCGAGUUGGUACUGCUACAUCGAGGUAUAUAGGUUUACAUUGGUUGUAAAUUAAGAUCAGAUCGACUAACUACAAGUUGGUGGGAGGCUUAUAAGAAUUUUUUCUGAUAUGAACCUUCUGAUUUGAAGGAAGCAAAGAAUCCUCGUCUUGUCUGAUGCUACACGGAAGCAAAUGGAGAAGCUUAGAGAUAAUGUUGCCAAAGAUUUGAACCACAUUGAUGUUAUAAACAAAAGGUAACAUAAUUCAGCUCAUCUUGCAUCAUUGUCUGCCAAAUAAUUCAUACCUUUUGUAACUUUGAUGAGAUGCAUUAAGGGUCAACGUUGGCACUUUUCAUCUGUUCUAGGCCAUAGUGCAAACAAAUCUGGUCAAAACCUCAAAUAAUACUGUUUUUGCCUGUUUUGGAAUUGGCUAUAAUCGAUAAUCAAUUUUAUAUUUUUUAGAACUUCUGUUUGUGCAACGGUUUGAUUUGACAACAAUCUGUAAUUUCUUUCGAAACUUGAGUCCUGUGGACAGAAUCAUUUUUUAAACAUUUAUUGGAGGUCAUAUUGAAAGUCAUUACUUUGAAGUUAUUCUUUCUUAGGAUUAGAUUAUAAUUUAAAUUCUUUUCUUGUUUACAAAUAAAUAAAUUCUAUUUCACCACAGGACUAGUGGAAGUAGAAAAAGGCAGCUGUUCUAUCUCAAAAGACAACCAUAACUGGAGUCAGAAAUAAAUCUCACCAGGAUAAAUUCUAGUUUUUUUAACCUGCUCUUUUGGAUGUGAUAAAAGCUUGCUACGUGAUAUCAAAAUAAACUCAUAACAGGAGUCGAACUGAAACUAAUAAAACAAAUCUUGUUCUCUGCACAUUUUUUCUUCCCUUAAUUUAUUUUAAUUUCUUAGAUAACGUACGAAAAAUUUUAGAACUGUUUUGGCAGGUUUCUUAUUGAUUAUACUAUUUUUAUAUUAAAAUAAGUUUUAAAGCUCAUGCCCUUGGGAUGCUACUACUUUUGAAUCAUAGUUUUAGAUAAAAUGGGGUAUGCUGUUUUAGUUUCACUCUAAUUGAAGAUGGACAACCUGAAAAAUAUCUUUGUAUCUUUUCUACACUAGUCGUCUUACUUAUGAAUUCCAGCGCUUCAUUAGUGUUGGGAAUAGGCCAGUAAAGCUUGAACACAGUUUUAUCUGAAGUUUGGCCCAUUAAUGCUGCCUCAAAAUAGGAAUAGGCCCAUCCUACCAUCUUUCUAGCCUUAGUUGGGUUGGAUCUGAUAGUCUAACAUGGCUUUGACACCUACACCGACAUAACAAAACCCCCGACCCAACCCUGUGUGACAACAUGGACAAAAUAACUGCAAAGCCUCCUUGUUUUCUUCUACUUACAUUGUACUCUUCACUCUGUCUGGCUACCCGUUCCUCUCUCCCAAUGGUGCUUCCAUCUUUGGUACAUCAAAACGAUGCAACUUUUCCUCCAGCUGCUCCCUAGCGGUAUCUGCUCCCUUACAUGGGUGUCACGAAACCUCAUUCCGGUUCCCCCUCUCCCCCCACCCUUCACAAGCAAAAGGCGUAGAUAAAGAAACACCUCCUUUCCCUUUCCCCCAUUGUUAUGUUCCCCACCCUUUCCCUCACGGCCAGCACCCCAGAAACCAUCGCCAAAAUUACGGUUGUCAGGCUUGGCCGGUUCGGCCUCAGCGUUCUUGGGCUUGGGUCACGCUUGGCAGGGUACCUCUAUAUGCGAUUUUUUUAUGUGCAAUACUUCCGGAUACACUGAAAAUCUUUUCUUGAAAACGAAUACAAAUACCAAACCAGUCAUCAUUUCCUCACUGUUGCCUACUUUAAGAACCGCCAGUUGCCUGGUUCAGCCCUAGUGUUUUGUUGGUGGAACUGAUCAAUAAAUUUAAAACAUUAAUUUGGUUUCUUUUUUGUAGUGUGCAUAACGUUUAGUUAUUAACGAGUAUUUUUGGUCAUCUUGGUCUCUUUUUAUAGCGUCUUCCCUAAUACUGAUGAUAUGUGACCUAUGGUGUUGUACAGGAAUAGCUUCUAAAGGGUCGCUUUGAUAAACAUUAAUCUUCGUAUACGUCUGGAUUCUUUUGGAUUCCUACUGCUCUCUAAUAUUAUUUUGGGCCUGUGGCUUCAGCCUCUGCCUAUUGCUGCUCACUGAGCCUGCCACUGUUUCCCCUUGCUUUUUAUUCUCCUGCCACUGCCUCUCCCAGUUCUUUAUAUUGCGUCUGCCACUGCCUGCAGUCCCUGGUGCCACAUUCCUCUCUACUUUUGCUGCUGCUUCAGGCUUCUGAUCAUGUCCCUAGUUUUUGAUCUUGCUUUUUUUCUCAUUUUCUCAUUUUCCUCUAAUCCUUUCUCCUUAUGGUCAAUCUUCUUAUUCAUUGGAAUUCAUUAUCUUUAUCCUUGUAUUUUUUUGGAUUCAACUAGUUUAUGCCUUAGUUGGAAUCGGAAUUAUAAGAUGAAUGCAGAAGGAAAAUCUACUGAUGUAAUGCGCUAUCAUGAUAUAUCUUUUGAACUUGGUGAAUACGAUUCGUGUUCUUUGAAAGAAACGAAUACCUUUUGUCUUUUCCUUGUAUCGGGGUUUUCCCCAGUUUCAGCUGUUUGACUACAAGUAUGUUGACUAACUCUUGAGGUUACUAUCGUCUGUCUGCAGCUGCAGUCUAAGCUUGACGAAAUCUUUUGAACGAGCCGCAGCAAACAAGGCACGCUCUAUCAUUAUAUUACCCACAAAGAGCGACAGGUGAACUCUCCCUGUCUUGUAAUCUGUUGUGUGCGUUAAUGCCAAUACGUUUUUUGGUUUAACACCUGAUAGUUGUCUGUACAGAUGCACUAGUGAUUGAUUUAAUGCUGGAUACUCAGAAAAGUGAUGCAUUUGGAAAAAAUAGUUAUUUCGUUUCAAAUUUCAAGUCGUUUAAAGCCAUUUUCAUGCUGAAAAUCCAGGGUGUUUUUAAUCAUCUAACUUAUUUACUCAGGUACGAGGUUGAUACGGAUGCCGUCCUCUCAUUACUAGCACUACAAUCUCUCCCUAGAAUGACGUCCAUACCAGCUGUUGUUGAGGUGUGUUUCAUGCUAAGUGCCAAAAUGGGAAUCGUGUCUGUUAAAAAUGUCAUUGUGCAAAAAUGGCGAAAGGGUUUAAGGACAGUAAUUUGUAUCACAGUGAAUUUUAUAUUAAGAAAAUAAAAAGGCUCCCUAUUGAUUUUUUUUUCUUCCAAAUUCUGUGCAUAGAAAAUUCCCUAUGCGCAAUAUUUAUUUGUUCAAGUUUGGAUCAACUGGUUUCUAAGACUGCAUUCCAACUUCCACGGUUCUUGAUACAUUUUUUGUUCAACUAUGUACGAUCACCAUAUCCAUGGUUCUUUGUUCAACUAGAUACCUUACUUCGUAUAUUUUAGAAACUCUUCUUUCAUUAAUGGUGAUUCUUGUGGAUUCGAAUGAAGGUAUCAAACCCGAGAACAAGUGAGCUUUUGAAAUCAAUCUCAGGCCUGAAAGUUGAACCUGUUGAAAUGGUUGCGUCAAAGCUGUUUGUUCAGUGUUCUCGGCAAAAAGGGCUCAUAAAGAUUUACCGGCACUUGCUUAAUUAUAAAAGUACACCUCCCUUCUUGAAGAAUUUCUUUGAUUACGAUAGUAAAUAAUUACAUUAGAAAGGUGUAAUCCAUCUGACUACUUGCUUACAGCUUGAUACGUAACUGUAGCUAGAGUAUACCUCGUCUCUGAAGUUCGUUUUUAAUGUUCUUCACAGCAUCAUUUGGGCUUAUUUGGUUUAGCAUUUUAGGAUGCAAUCUGAUUGUAUGUUUUUCUGUUAAAACAGAAAAUGUAUUCAAUCUCUGUAGCUUUCCAGAACUUGUUGGGUUAAAGUACGAGCAUGUGAGACGUGGACUAAAGGAUGUAAGAAACUGCUAACUUGUGUCAGCUUUUUUGGUACGUUACUUAAGGCUUUAUCUACUAAUGUUUCGUGCAGGUGGUCGUAUGCGGCCUUUAUAGAAACGGGAACAUGUACUUUCAUCCAAAUGAUAGUGAAGAGAUGCUUCCCUCCGAUAAAGUGUGUAAGAACUUUGGGUUGAUACCUGCAAAUGAAAUGAAAUUCUAUUAACUUCUAGAUGGCUGCCCUAAAUUUCUAAGAUUACAGAACCACUUUUUCUCAUAUUUGUAGAGGUUGAUGUUCAAUGAUCCAUGUUAGGGUAGUUUAAUCAAGCUUACCUUAAUUAUUGCUAACUCAUUCCUUCAUCUCUGGAGUAUACAGAUCUUCAGGUAUAGUUUCUUUCUGUAAAAGAUCUCCAAAUGGGGCUUCUUUCGGCAUCUUCCAACCCAUAAUGAUAAAAAUUCUAACUUCUAUGACAACUUCUACACAUCUUUAAAUCUGUCACCUGGUCCUAAGGAUAUUGAGAAGGAAUCAUGAUGUGGUCCAGGUGGCCAAGAUGUUAAAGAAAUAUAUUUCAAUUUUUUGUUAGAGAAAUAUCUUCAAACAUUGGAUGUUACAUACUAAUUGGAGGAACUUGUUUCCAGGUUAUAGUGGCCAAUUUGAUGAGAUUUUGCAGUUGACGUGAAGAUAACAAAAGGAAGCUGAAGCAGAUGUAAACAACGUAAUGAUGCAGAAAAAGAUAUUAAAAAUAAGGAUGAAAAAGGCUUAAAACAGAUAAUGACAAAGCUUAACAUGAAAUAUUUCGCGAAAAUGAGAAAAAAAUUAAUGAGAAGGGAAAGGGAAGGAAAUAUAUGCCCUCACAAAAUCAACAAAGUCAUAGUGACUCAUUUUUAGUAUUGUUAAUAUUAUUUAAGUCCAACUCAAAGUCAAUUUGGUACAGGUAGAGUAGGCCCCUAUUCAUAAUCAUAGGUUUAUUUUUUUGGUAAUGAAUAGAGGAUUAAUCUAAUCACAUUUCUUCAUGCGUAAGCUGAUUUUUUGUCUUUGUCAUCUGGGCAAUAUGAGUGCAGACACAGAGCAAUCAUUAGCUCUGAAUAAUGUUAUUGAUCCAUUCAGCUUCAAAUCAGUUGGCAAUGAGUGGAUUAUCAUUGCAAUUACUAGUUUACUUUUGUAGGAAAUGAUACAGUACAGUUCUUAGUAAAGGUCUAUUUUUUGGGGUGGAAACCAUGAGAAGAAAAAAUGGUUAUCCUCGUCUCUGGGUACAGUUCAGCUGUCCUAUUCUUUAACCUCCUCAAGCAAUGAAGAAAAGGCUGAGAUACACAGAGGUUCAUUAAGACUAUUAAGAGUGUGGAGAUGGACAUGAAAAGACGAAAGAAUUGAAAACCACUUGGAUGACUGAUCCACUGAUGGAAUGAUAUUAUACUGUUAAAUCUUCACAUCGGAUAAGUGGAAAGUACACUAGUUUAGAGGGCUUUGUUUUAUCUUGGCUGAUAGGUUGGUGUUUAUUUGAAAAUUCUAGGAGUCAAGAUGGAGCCUAGGGAAUCUAAAAUUAGGUAUUUGCAUCACCUUUUUGAAAUUGGGGAGUGAAAUGUAGCAAGGCUCCUAGAAUUGAAAUUUAACUAGGUUUAGUUGAACUCUGAAGCGAAAUUUAAUUGACAAUAUAACGAUUGUAUGGGGAUCAAUGUAGCUCGUGGAGUUAUCAGAGUGCAAUAUACAGCUCAGCCAAACUGCAUGAGGACUGGCGCAAAGAUUCACAAAAGUUUGUACUAUGUCUACAUCUGCUAUGAACAUUUUGGUCAGAUAAAAGGGAUCGAUCGUUUUGACCGUACCGUGCAUUUCGUCUUUGAAAUCUUCUGUAUUAAAGGGUAGCAAUCUAUGCGAUACUUCUGUGGUUGGAGUGGCCUCUGUCGUGGGUUCUCCAUGUUCCAUCCUCCUAUUUGUCAUUGUUACUCUGGUUCCAUAAUGCUGGGAGGAUGAAGUCACCACGUGUUUCAGUUCAAUGUGCUGCAUGUUACUCAUCUGUGAGAUGUGGAUAACCAUAGAGUAUGAUUAUUCUGGAAUGAGGAAACUGUGUUCAGAUAAAUAUAUCGUUGGUCGAAGUAGGUUGUCUGAAUGUAACAAAACGUUCAUUUGUAAGAUCAAUAAGGAGAAGAGGCUACCUGAAGGGCUUCCAUAUCUGCAAUUUACGUUGUGAUGUUUGCAAGAAGUAUUAUUCAACUAGGAAAUAAGAAAUUAUAGCCAUGAAUGUAUAGUGUGAAAACAUAACAAAUGCAGAAAUGUUCUCACUUCCUAAAGAAUCCACCCUAAUGAGUGUAGCCGGUAGGUAAAUGAAUGUAGGUAAGUUAUAAUGUUGGAAGAGGUGAAUUUAAUGGAAUUGGUGUAAAUGUUUGGGGGUCCUUGCAUUGCCAGUAGGAAGAUGACACAUCAGGAAACUUCCACGGUAAUAGAACUCUCCAUUUAAGUCAACAUAAAUCAUGUGGUUUUCCUGCUGCGGGCAAAGUCAAUUAUCAACACGAGAAGGUCCAGCAGAGAAUGUGGAAUCCACAAGAUGGUCCAGAUAGUAAGUUACCUGGUUCUUCAUCUCUGUGAGGAAUUGAUGCGAUGGCUUUCAACAUGCAGAAAAUCUCUUGUUUGUGUACUGACAUUUGAGGGGGCAAAGUUUGUUCGUUAUUCGGGAACACUCAGUGGGGUGAGUUGGAGAUCAAUAUGCCAAAUAGAGGAGCUGGCAACAGCUCUGUGCUAGGGCUGUUUUUCAAUGGAUGUAUACUAUUUUUCGUUUUUGAAUAGAACGUUGGAUGUCGUCAGGCUUGUAACAGUCAUAAGCCAUUUCUAUCAACAGGUCGUCAACCAUCUUCAAUGAACUCAAAAAACUUGUGAAAGGUUGUCUGAGUUUGUUCGGCUUUAACUUGAAGAAAUAAAUCCUUCAGUAAAUGCUGACUGACUGAACUUCUUGCUCUUGCAUUUGGUAUGCAUCUCAGGAUGUUUAGAGUUAUUCUUGAUGUUGAAUCCCUAUAUUCUCGUUUUCCUUUUUAUUUCGUUUCCAUGCUAGUAUUUCUCUUUGUUAAUGGCAGAAAUGAUGCCGUUUCUAAAACUUUUGUAUAUGUCAUCCCUUUCCCAAAUGAUUGAUGUUUAAGGAUAAAUUUCAUGAAGAAAAGAAUCAUGUAAGAUAAAAUGUUGAGAAUUCGAUAAAUCACGUUUCUAUGGCUAGUGUUGGCCUAUUGUUGAUUUUAAUAACUCUUCUAUUCCCAUUGAAGUUGUUGUUCAUAUCACCUGUGUAUGGAAAGAGAAGGCCAGAUUUUUUGCCGUCAGACAAUCUACUAGAAAGUCAAUCGCCACAGAAUCAGGUGUCUCAACGAAAGAGGUCAUCACCAGACAAAUCAUUUGAACUGAGAAAAACCCGUCUUGCAAACAUAGUGAAGCGUCCCUUGAAGUCAAGUUCAAAGGUAAUCUUUUUCCCUUAAGAGUGUGGACAGGAUUCUAUAUUGCGAGGUAUCUGAUAUCCAAAGACCUUUGCAGACGUCGGAUUGGAAUCUAGGACCAAGAGAGUGUGUACUUAUUCUGGGAUGGCGACCAAGUGUUCAUGAGAUGAUUCGAGAGUACGACAAUUAUCUCGGUCCUGGCAGCAGACUGGCAAGUCCCACUUCCUUGUCAUUUUCUAUUAAACAUGGAUUAACUUAGGAUAUACAUCUAUAUUGUAUGUUAUCUUCAUCUCAUCUAUUAAAGAUGCCCUUCGCAUCUUUUAUGAAAACGAUUACAAGGACCUCUUGAACUUUUUCCCAAUAUUGUCACGAUUUUCAAGAUACUAGUAAGUGGUAAAUUUAUCUGUAAUUAUUCAUUUAAUCAAUCGACUCCUGGACGUCAGUUUUUAAAAUUAAAAAUUAAAAAAUGUUUGCCACUAUGUUUUUUGAUAAGUUAUUUUCAUCAUUAUCCAAAUUUUCGAUAUGAUAAUUUUGAUGUUGAGGAGCUUUAUUUCAGAGCACAUUACAUUGAAAAUUCCAGUGUUUUUCAUUCGGUCGACUAUGUUCAUCUUACAUUCGGUCGAUAAAAUUAAGUUAUAUUUUUUCAAAAAUUCGUCAAAAUGUCACUUCUUAUAUCCUGAUCCCGUGAUUGGUUAGUUUCUCCUGUCUAUGGUUGUACUGAGAUAUUGGAUACCCGGGUAGUAUUUAUUACCAUGUAGAAAAUGAUAAUUCAUCAUAACUAAACUCCUACAUUUGGCUGUGAAGUAGACAUGAAAGAGGCAGAUGGCACACAUAAUUUACAGAUUUGAACCUGACCGGUUUCAUUGAUGUACUUCAACCCUACGCGGGCUGGGUGUCCGUUUUUUAAGCUCAAUACUCACCUGCUCCUACAGUUUAAAGAUAGGAUCCGAUCAGAAUUCUUUUCAAUAAGUUGCCAGUAUCUUAAUAAGUUGAAACCUUGAUAUUACACCUUGGAACAUAAAAGUUAUAAAUGACUUCAUAGCAUUUUCGUAAUGUAUCUGUUUAAUUGCGCCAUAUGUUUUUCUGCAGGAAGUACUAUCUGAAGCUCCUAUUUCUGAGAGGACAAGCUCAGCAAGUUCUUCCAGACGAAGUGAACUGAAGCACAUUAAGGUUUCGCAUAAGGUCAAUUUCUAUGAUACGUCCUAUCUGAGCCACUUAUCUUCAUUUAUCUAUACGUUCAAUUUUGAUCUAAUCUGUCGCUUUCUCAUGUGAAAACUCGUGUAUCUCAGGUUGGAAACCCAAUGAGCUACGACGACCUAAAGGACACAAUAUUGAACAUUCGAAUGUCCAUGAAGGGUGUCCAAGAUGUUCCUUUGACAAUAGCAAUAAUAUCUGACAGGGAAUGGCUUGUUGGAGGUAAUAACAUAUGAAACCAGUAAUGCUAGAGGUGUUUUUUGUAUGACGUAAUACUUUUUCUGCAGAUCUAUCAAGGGCGGACAAGCAUUCAGCAUAUACACUUCUUCUUGCUGAAAAUAUCUGUGUUAACCAUGGAAUUAAGGUUAGUGGCAUAUUAAUUUUAAUUAAUUUAUUAUUUCCCCCAUAUUUAUAAUUUUUUAUGCUUCCGAAUGCUCAAAGCAUCCGCACUACUCAUCUUGCAUGUUCAUGGUAAACCCACGAUCCCAAAUCACUAGAAGAGAUGAAGAUCACUGUUGACAAUGGCCAUUAACAGUGGAGCAGUAGAAUGGCGGGCGAUCAUAAUUCAUAGCAUUUUCUAGCAAUGAUAAUGCAUGCCCACUGGUUCAUCGAUCCCUUCUGCUAGCAUCAAAUGAAGAGAGUUUCUCAAGAACAGAGAACUAAUUUCAUCAAAGGUUUCAUUGAUCCGUUUCUACAUUUACUCCCUUUUAAAGAGAGCGGUGUGAAUGAUGUGUUUGACCUAGAUAGCUCACGCUGAAAUUAUGAAAGACCAGUUCGUGAUUUGGUCCUGAAUUUGGAAAGAUCAUCUUUGAGGAAUUCCUCCAACAUCUUCUUCACUAGAAAUCAAGUAGACUAGAUUCAGUAUGCUAUGAUGAAUCUAUAUAUUGGGAACAUGCUUCUUGCAGGUGGCGAACCUGGUUGCCGAAAUCGUUGAUACUAAACUAGGCAAACAAGUAAGUAUACCCUUCCUUUUCUCCUCCAGGCUCCGUUAGAAAUUAGUGAUCAUGAUUGGCUGACUCUGCAGAUCACCAGAAUCAAGCCAUCCCUCCAAUUCAUUGGUUCAGAGGAAGUAAUGAGUCUCGUGACUGCCCAAGGUCUGCCACCACCACUCUCUCCACCAAGAACAUGCAAUCUUUCAUUAGUCACUCUUGCUAUUCACGCAAUUCAAUCAAAUGGCAGUUGCUGAGAGUUGUGAGUUGAACAAGAUGUGGAAUGACAUACUUAGCUCCGAGGGAGAUGAAAUAUAUGUUAAGGUGAGUAUCUAUCUAUCUAUCUAUCUAUAUAUUUUCUGUGAACUCUGUAGCUCAUCAUCUAGGGUUUUCCUCUACUUGAUUUCUACAUUGAUUUCAUAGGAUAUCGGGCUGUACAUGACCGAAGGAGAGACCCCGUCCUUCUAUGAGCUUUCUGAGAGGGCGGUCUUGCGCCAUGAAGUCGCCAUUGGCUAUGUGAAACAUAACAGGAAGGUAGUAACCUUAUUAAAUUUCUAUUAUCUUCUUCUUCUUCACCAUAUGCAUAUAAAUACAUCUUCUCUGCUUUGGCAGGUCAUAAACCCACCAAACAAACUGGAGCCUCUUGAUCUUGAGAUGAGUGAUUCCCUGAUAGUAAUCUCUGAGCUCGAGGGCAGCUCGACGACCGCCAUUUAA